GCCUUUUUUACAAGCUUUUAUUUAGUUUCACCUGGAGGAUCCGUACGAAUUGCGAAAUCGAGAAGUUAGUGGCCGAACCCAAUAUCAUCGGUGAAACAAAAUGCCACAGAUUUCGCUGGUUCGGCUAUUUAUUGAGGAUGGGUGAGGAUCGAGGUGUUAAGAGAGCUUAUUGGGAACGACUGGUCGCCGUCCAGUGGGUCGGCCCAGAUACCGCUGGAGCGACUCAAAGCCGAUAACUGGCAGGAAGUGGCACAGGAUCGGGACAGGUGGCGUUUUCUCGUUUUGGAGGCCAAGACCCUCUUUGGAUCACUACGCUACAAAAGUUAGUUAGUUAGUUUGUUAUGGAUAUGAUCAGUCAAGCACAGUCAAACGUGACGUUUCUGAUUAAAGAAAUGUUACCUUUUGUGUUUGACACUGACUGAUCAUGUCCAUUAUAAAUCCAGAAUUCCAGAUCAAAUUUAUUACACUCAGAAUACGUUUCCGGGACUCCAAAUCAGAUUUAGGUAACAACUUGUUACGGUUUUGAUCUCAUUUUGAUACGACCUUGAAGAUCCCUCACGCUGAUUGGUGCAUGCGAAAUGAAGUGGAAGUCGUGUGCGAUGCACGCCGAUCACCGAGACGUCGUCGUAUCAAAGCCGGUUAAAGCUAUAACAACGUGUUAUAUUAGAAGCGAGCUCCGGGAGUCUGGAGCUACGCGCUACGACGCCACAGGUAUCCCAGUCGCGUCCGGCCUACGGCGUAGCACGCACGCCGCUCCCGCCGCGAUCGACUACGACUCCCGCUCAAAACUCGCUCCAGGAGAAAAUGUAACUUCGUUCAGUGACUUCGGUGAAUUGGAAUUCAAUUGUAACUGUCGACUAAUUAAUUUUGAGAGAUGGCCGAAGGGCGAUCGCGCGUGCAGCAAAACGACCUGCUGCUACACGAGGCCGUCAUCAAGAACGAACCCGAUGCCGUCCGCGAGGCUCUGAGGAGGCCUACAGACGUCAACUGUAGGAAUAAUUACGGGCGCGCCCCGAUCCACUGGGCGGCGAGUCGCGGCAACGUGGAGAUCGUCAAUUUGCUCAUCGACGCCAAAUGUGACAUCGAAGCUGCCGACAAGUUCGGCAUGCGACCUCUCCUGAUGGCGGCGUGGCACGGACACUUGGCGGCCGUGAAGACACUGGUCGACGCCGGCGCAUGUCUGGCUGCUACGAACAAGAAAAACAACGACGUUCUCCAAUGCGCGUGCAGUAGAGGAGCAACAGACGUGGCAGCAUACGCCAUCUCCCUCGGCGCCAAAGUCCAGAACACCGAUACUGCCGGAGACGCGCCGCUGGCGCUAGCGGCAAGAUCUGGACAUACAGCGACAGUGGAGUUACUGCUGGACAGUGGGGCGGACAUAGAUGCCGUUAAUAAGGCUGGGCGGACAGCAUUGCACGUAGCUUGCGAAGGCGGUCACUCGCAAACCUGUGCUCUCCUGGUGACCCGCGGAGCGGAUAGAGAGUUUAGAGAUCAGGCAGGCCGCACGCCCCUGCAUUUGGCUGCUGUACAUCGACAUACCGACUUAGUGAGGACGCUUCUGGACCACGGGUGCAACGUCGACUCCACUGACCAGAACGGGGUGACGGCGCUUCAGAUGGCUUGCGCGCAGGGCUGCCGUGGCAUUGUGGAGCAUUUGCUCGCCUUCAACGCCGACGUGCAUUUGCAAAAUAAUGUGGGAUCGUCAGCGCUGCACGCCGCGUGCGCGGCCGACGCCACCGACAUCGUUGAGCUCCUGCUGGCUCACGGUGCAGAUCCGGCCCUCACUGACCAGGUACGAUAGAUAGUGCCAUCGUUCAUCGGAACAGGGUGCCUAGCCAAGAUGCCAAUCGUUUUCGACGAAAUGAAGCAUACUCUAUAAUUUAUCUCUGUCCCACUAUUGUGGAAGAGUUAUAGAAAGAGAUUAGAGUAGAGAGAAGAGUUUACUACGGCGCAUACGAUUGGCAUCUUUGCUAAUGCUUAAUGGAAAAUGCGUAAGGUCCAUGACGACAAUUUAAGUGUUGCUGUUAGUAAAGAUGCUGACACCGCUGACUUCGUGGCUACUGGCUCAUAGAUAUUUUUUUCUUCCUCGCGUUUUCCCGGCAUUUUUCCACGGCUCAUGGGAACCUGGGGUCCGUUUGAAAACUAAUCCCAAGAUUUGGGGUAGGCACUAGUUUUUACGAAAGCGACUGCCAUCUAACCUUCCAACCCAGAGGGUAAACUAGGCCUUGUUGGGAUUAGUCCGGUUUCCUCACGAUGUUUUCCUUCACCGAAAAGCGACUGGUAAAUAUCAAAUGAUAUUUCGUACAUAAGUUCCGAAAUAUAAAUAUACUGGCUCAUAGAUAUGUAUUUUAUUUAUGUCCCAGCUACUAAAAUAUCAGUUCGAUUGUCAAAUCUGCUACCUUCUACACAAUGUUCGUCGGUCGGGUUUACUACUAAAUGACGGCAGGACGGGGCAAAUUGGGUGGUGAAUUACCUUCCUUGAAAAUAACCUCGAGAUCACCAAUGAGGUCCCUAAUAGUUAUAAGUUGACUGAAGUAAAGGUCCAUACCGAGCCGAGCCCCUUCCGUGUCGAACUAAUAUUUAAUAGAGAAUUUCAGUUCCUGUAAAGUUAAACAUGGCCUUGUUGCAAAUUACUACCCAAAGCUAAAUUACUAGAUAUAUAGUUUGACAUGUAUUCCAUUAUUUCUUUUUAGUUUUCUUUUUCCUUUGCUUCUUAAUUUUUAAUUUCAUGGUAAUUUUGAAUUUGUUUUGUUUUUUGGAUAAUUAUUAUUGACAUUUUGUAAUUAUAGUCAACACCAAUAGUAGCGAUGAAAAAACGCGCCAGAAGUAUCUGUAACCGUGGUAUAAUCUUCCAAGUAUAUCUUUAGGUAUCUCUUUCUGUACAGGCGAAGUAUCUUUCACGGUCUAAUUCAUCUACAUGCAGAAACAUAUGUCUUCGUGUUAUUAGAGAAUUGUAGAUACUUUUGACACGCAGUCUGAUAUUUUGUACAUUUUACAUUACUGAGAUGUUCCCGUAUCAGUUGCAAAGUCUCGCCGCUUUUAUGUAUCACUUCCUGAGAGAAACUUUCGUGAUAAAAUGUUGCGCGCUCUCAACGGGGAUUUCAAACUUGCUCGCUCUCGAGUCGCGACACACUUCAAACGGAUAGAAGGGGAUUAGGUUUCGCAUAUUACGUGGAUCUUCACUUUGUUAAUAUGAUGAUUAUAAUAAUUUCAUAGAAUAUAAAUUAAGAGGACAGUAGACGACCUGGGUAUUAGGUAUUAUAGAAAUAAAUUCUACACAAUGUAUUAAAUCAAUAUGAUAUCAAUUAUACAAUAGCUUUGCCUAUUCGUUUAACCUUGUUUGACGACCGGUUUGGCCUAGUGGGUAGUGACCCUGCCUACGAAGCUGAUGGUCCCGGGUUCAAAUACUGGUAAGUAUUUGAACCCGGGACCAAACCGGUCGUCAAAAAUAUAAAUAAACAUGCAUAAAUACACAAUACAUAGUGUGUUUGUUGUUAGUUCCACUAAAGUAGAUAAAAUUUCGAUGCCGAUGUGACAAGUUAUCAACAGGCAACCUAUUAGGACGAAGCCAGACGAGCGUAAUUUUUGAGUUGUGAGUCGCGUAAUUUCGGUUGCUCAAUUUCUGCUGCAUUCGGUUCCAUACAAAAUGACUGUUUGGUUCACACGGCGACACAAAAUACAUUGUCUGCUGAAGGUACGCAGCUCUAAAACUCACAAAAUUACGCAGCUCAAAAGUCACAAAACUACGCUCGCCUGGCUUCACCGUUAGUAACUACGACCCUGAGAGCCAUCACCGAUCCAUCUCCCGUGGCCUGUCACUUCUCGCUGUGAUCUAUGAUAUUCGACACACUAUCCCCGACGUCAGAUGAGGUUGGUUAUGCGUGAAACUAAGGGAUAAUAUGGUGACAUUAACGUAUAUUUAUCAUGAAGCGUUGGCAUAUGUAUGUAGGGGAAGCCGAGGUAAGUUGAAACAGCGUCAAUUUUGGGUAUUUAUAAUCGUUUGAGGCAAGGACGCAUAUUGAGGGAGCAGCGGACGGCGGGACGAGGUUAAACAUCGUAGGCAGCAACAGUUAGGUAUAGAUGUCUCAAAAUUGACGUUGUUUCAAUCUACCUCUGUUCUAACUCACCUUGGUCUCCCCUAGACUGGUUUGUGUUUCUCUAUUAUGUACGCAUUUUACAAACACUAAGUAAAUAUACUUAAAUAUAAAGCUCAAUUAAAAUUUAAACUUUUGUGACAUAAUCUCUCUAAAACAAAGCAUAGUUUCUUCAUAGCAACUUAGUUUUCAGCAUUUGAUUACAUGACUCUGCUCUUUGCCCUCAGAAUAUUAUUGUCUUUGUAUCAACUGACUAAAGAUAAGGACGCUUUUACUAAUCCGAUAAUCGAAGAUCUUGGUCCUAUUCCCAAUUGUUACGCCAGUGUAGGCGAAUCGAGUUUCUGGUUGACUUCGGUACAGUACGAGUGAACAAACGGUUAUAAAUAAAAAGAAUAUCGCAAUCAAAAUUCCAAAAAAUAUUCUGCAAGUAGGUCUCAAGUCUCAAAGGAUGUUUCACAAUUAUCUUAAUUAGUUUCAAUAUACCGACGUUUUGAGGGUUCCAUAGUCAACUAGGAACCCAUAUAGUUUAGCAAUUCCCUUUUUGUUCCGCGGUUUUGCUCCGUGAUCGUGUGGGCUAAAAAGCUGAAAUUUUUCACGAAUAUUUAAAUCAGUUACGCCUACAAAGUCGU
Molecule: messenger RNA, 4723 nt
Organism: Cydia pomonella (codling moth)
Lineage: Eukaryota; Metazoa; Arthropoda; Insecta; Lepidoptera; Tortricidae
Product: ankyrin repeat domain-containing protein 29-like
Exons: 8
Coding region: 875-1801 (308 amino acids)
Molecular function (GO): protein binding
Source: RefSeq, a predicted model, not a curated record